This is a messenger RNA of Saprolegnia diclina VS20, 1623 nucleotides long. RefSeq lists its product as hypothetical. The record is from RefSeq and is a predicted model, not a curated record. Gene Ontology annotation, biological process: peptidyl-proline hydroxylation to 4-hydroxy-L-proline; intracellular signal transduction. The transcript has 5 exons. Bases 20 to 1429 code for a protein of 469 amino acids. Lineage: Eukaryota; Oomycota; Saprolegniomycetes; Saprolegniales; Saprolegniaceae. Gene Ontology annotation, cellular component: endoplasmic reticulum. Gene Ontology annotation, molecular function: procollagen-proline 4-dioxygenase activity; iron ion binding; L-ascorbic acid binding.
AAGUUCCUCAGCAACCAAAAUGGGCCCGAAGGCGACAACAACGUGGCUCUGCAUCGCGGCGGCAAUGGCACUACUCGCUUACUUGGUGGACCCGUCGGCAACCCGCGAAUGGCUACUAUCGUCGACACUGCCCCACAAGCCCGUCACCGUCUACGCGAACGGCAAGUCCAUAAACGGCGUCGCAGUGGCGCUCACACCGGCGCUCGUCCCGUCGGGCGACGCGCUCGCAGCAUAUCUCUCGACACUUGUCGAGGUCGAAGGCCUCGCCAACCAUGCGACACCAGUGGUGGCCGACCGCGUGUACACGGGCAAUGGCUACCUCGUUACCUCGUACGACGACAUUGCCGCCGAGGACCGUCUCUACCUCGUGGCGCCAGGACUGCUCUUUGUAUGGCCGUUUGUAAAACCCGGCCACCGCGUGUACAUCGAGUCGACGCAGAGCCCGACGGACGCGCCGCUGAUCCUCGAAUCGUGGACUGAGUCUCCGCGCGUCUUUCACGUGCACCAUUUUUUCUCCGAAGCCGACGCCGACGUUCUCAUUCAGCAGGUGCUCGCCAAAGAUGACGCGGACGAUGUGGCCGAGCACGAAAAGCUGCGACCAUCGACAGUUGGCUCGUCGGCCGAAGGCGUGCGCCGGUCAACGCGCCGGACGAGCGAGAACGCGUUCGACUCGACGUCUCCGGCGGCGAUCGCCUUUCGGAAGCGGUCGUUCGACUUGCUGCGUGCCGGGAAAUACGACCCCGAGAUGUGCGACGGCGUCCAGAUCCUACGCUAUGGCCCCAAGCAGGCGUACGUGCCGCACACCGACUACUUUUCCAAGGCGCCCAACGACGCGUGGAACCCGAAUCCGCACUCAGGGGGGACCAACCGAUUUGCGACCAUCUUUCUCUACCUCUCCAACGUCACGCGGGGCGGCCAGACCGUCUUUCCCAACGCAGAGAUGCCCGAGGGUUUUGCCCAUCCACAAGCGGAGACGCACGGAAUUGAAACCCUCGCGUCGUCGCUUUUCGAGGCUGGGUCCUGGGAGCACGACAUGACGCUCAAGUGCCACUCGCAACUGGCUUCGUACCCCCGAAAGGCCCAUGCAAUCCUCUUCUACAGCCAAAAACCCAACGGCGAGCUUGACCCGGCUUCGUUCCACGGAGGGUGCCCCGUCCUUGACGGCACCAAGGGCGCCAACCUCUGGGUCUGGAACAAGAAGCGACACGUGGCGCCGCGCCCGCGCAUUUCGGUUCGGUUCGAAAACCCCACGGACGCGCCAGUCGACUUGUACUGGCGGUCCAAGCUCAUGAAGACGCUGGGUCCGCGCCAACACCAUGUCUACAACACGCAUGCCACGCAUGUCUGGACGAUCAAGGACAGCGUCACGGGCGCCGUCUUGCUCGAGACCGUCAUUGACGACGCGGCCGACCAAGUUGUCGCUCUCUAAGAAGUUUGACACGCUUGCGUUUUGUCCGCUUGGUCUUGUUGAACCUUUGCAGAGAUAAUGGGUAAGUGACCGCGGUGAGAUUCAACGACCAUACGGGUGGGGCGCCUUGAGGUGCCUUGGUGACGACGAGGACGAGGUGCUAUCCUACUUGCUGUAUGAUCGCCCUAAUUACAUGCUAAACAUAUCCAGGCCGG